UUGUUGCCGGAAGUAGCGAGAAGGCUGUCAUGGCGGCUGCGAGUGAAGUUGUGGUGCCCGCGGACGGCGCGGAGGACAAGACGUCGGCGGCCGAGGAGCUGGCGGCGCAGAAGCGCGAGCAGAGGCUGCGCAAGUUCCGUGAGCUGCAUCUGAAGCGGAAUGAAGCUCGGAAGUUAAAUCACCAGGAAGUUGUGGAAGAAGACAAAAGACUUAAGUUGCCAGCAAACUGGGAAGCCAAGAAAGCGCGUUUGGAGUGGGAGCUGCAGGAAGAAGAAAAGAAAAAGGAGUGUGCGGCGAGAGGGGAAGACUAUGAGAAAGUGAAACUGCUGGAGAUCAGUGCGGAGGAUGCGGAGCGGUGGGAGAGGAGGAAGAAGAAGAAGAACCCUGACUUGGGGUUUUCAGAUUAUGCGGCUGCCCAAUUACGCCAGUACCACCGGCUGACCAAGCAGAUCAAACCUGACAUGGAAAGCUACGAGCGACAGAGAGAAAAGUAUGGAGAAGAUUUUUUCCCGACAUCCAACAGUCUUCUUCAUGGGACACAUGUGCCUUCCUCAGAGGAGAUUGACAGAAUGGUUUUAGACCUGGAAAAGCAAAUUGAAAAGCGAGACAAAUACAGCCGAAGACGUCCUUACAAUGAUGAUGCUGACAUUGACUACAUCAAUGAGAGGAACGCCAAGUUCAACAAGAAAGCAGAGAGGUUCUACGGGAAGUACACUGCUGAGAUCAAGCAGAACCUGGAGAGAGGAACAGCCGUGUGAGCGAGCCCUGGAGGAGCAGGGCAGAGGCUGGACAGGCAGUGGGGCUUCUGCUGGCAAAUUCAAACUGCCACACGUGAGCAGUCGUGACCCUCCCCCGUGCCUCCCCACCCGGCAUUCUGAAAUAAAUGUCUUUCUCACCUUCACUUCCACAUGCAUAUGUCCAUGUUUCCUUGGAUGUAAGAUGUAUUUCUUGUAGUGAGUGACAUUGUUUUGUAAAAAUCUAAUUUGUAUAAAUCCUAAUUAUUAUUUUUCUAUGUAUUUUAAAUGUGCGUAACCAUGUAACCUUUGAAUUACUGGGGCUCAGAUGGUGUGUGCACAGGUGCAGGCACUGCUGCGUGAGUCUUGUCAGCUGCGGCUGGGCUUUGGGACUGGCCAGGAGAACACAAAGAAGCAGAGGCCGUCAAGACAGAUGCUCCUGCAGCCGGCGCUGUGCUCAGGGCUAGGGGCAGCUGUGCACAUUCCCUUUUAAAGAACAAUAAAAUGUUUUGGAUUAGA
Molecule: messenger RNA, 1253 nt
Organism: Psammomys obesus (fat sand rat)
Lineage: Eukaryota; Metazoa; Chordata; Mammalia; Rodentia; Muridae
Gene: Syf2
Product: SYF2 pre-mRNA splicing factor
Exons: 7
Coding region: 30-758 (242 amino acids)
Cellular component (GO): catalytic step 2 spliceosome; Prp19 complex; post-mRNA release spliceosomal complex
Source: RefSeq, a predicted model, not a curated record